AUGUCUAUGACAAGGCUUGCCAAGGUUAGGGCCAGAGAGGAACAUGGAGGCAACACCCCAGGAAGUGCUAGCAGCUGGCAAAGGAAGCUCCUGCAAAUGUACGAUACAAGAUUGGAGCUUUGCUUCAUUGGAGCUCAACAUUUGACUCUGAUCACGGACGGUUCCACCCAUGGAUGCCGAGACACCCUUGUGACCUGUGUUUUCGACCCUAUGGAGCAGGUGGCAGGCUGGGCAACUUGCAUGGCUAUUUGGCCUUCAAAGUUCGUGAGCCCAGGAGACUAUGACUUAGAGAUGGAGGUGGAACGACUACUAGCACGGAGAGAGGGUGAGAGACUGAGCAGUUACAAAUUGAUCCAGGCAUUAUCAAAGCAGUUGUGGCUGGUGACUCGCAAGCAGCUUAGCAUGUCUGAUUUGAAAGUGCCUGUGGAUCAGCUUCCAGCAAUUGAGAGGCUUGAACCUGGAGAUGUGAGGACAGUUGAAAAUGGUUGGCUGCAUGUGACCAAGGAAGAUGGAAACGUGUUUGAUGUUGAUCUUCUUGGUAUGGUUCAGCGAUCCACAACACUGGGCAUCAUAGGUGACCAGGGCCCAAACAUGCAGGCCUCGAUGAGUUUCCUGUAUGGCCACCACUUCCUUGUCCAUGGAAUCUACGACCCCUACCAUCGCCUGGUCAAUGAUUGCAAGCUGAGUGCUGAUUCUUCGGUCUUUGAAAAGUAUGUAGCCCGCAUUGCAUAUGACUUUGGGAUGCCGCUUUGCUCUGAAGAGGACAAGCGGGCUGUGUGGGAGGCAUUGCCUGAGAUGCUCACCAGCUUUGUGAACAAAGGGUCUCUUCCAAAGAGUGGAAGGUGGUUUUCUUUCCAUGAUGUUGGAUUAGAGCAAAUGAGGGAGUGGUGGGCCACCCGGAUGGUGCUUGGGGUCUACCUUGAAUGUGAAGAAGAGAUCAACCCAGACUCCCUGGACAACUUCAAAGCUUUGAGAAAAGGAGCUGGAGGGUUAAAGCUGGGCUACAUGUGCACUUCACAGAACUUUUGGGAAGACACCAAAAUCGUUUUGACUUGUGCCCAGCCGCUCUACACCUUCUUUUGCCAGCGGGUGCGUGAUUGCAAAACAGCAAAUGAUUCUCUGGAAUUCUCUGUGAAGGCCUCCAAGGAGUGGCGAGGCAUGCCCCACCUCUUGGAACUUGCGGACUUUUUGACUUCAGUUCGCCUUGCUGAGAUUGAGCCCAUUGCUUUCUGGUCCUGUGAUGUGCACCAGAUGGUCCAGAAAGUGUUCUCGUACUUGACAAGCCUUCUGGGACAUUGCAGCGGCAGCUUGAGCCGGUAUGGGUGCCCACCAUAUUCAUACUCUGGAAUCUUGAAGGGUGACAUCACUUCUUUGCAGCGUAUGAAAAAGGAUUUGAAGCUGCUGAUUGCCCUGGAGCUCUCAGGUGUUCCACAUUCUGACAACCUCCUGGCAGAUGCCAAGUUGUUGGCCAACGAUUGUGUCCGGCUGUGCAUGCUAGGGUUUGAAGCUUCAGGUUGGAAUCCAAAUCACAGGCCUUCGACUGAGAUUCUGAUUUCUCUGGUCAGGACUCUCCCAGAUUCCAAACUGAUAGAAGACACACAUGGUCGCAUUCGUAUGAGGCAAAAGAGUCAAAGCAAUGAGAAACUGACCAGGCCGGCUGUGCAAUUGAUUGUGAAUGAUUCCGGUACACUGGAAGAGAGAGAGAUCCGUCAUGGUCCUGCAGUGACUCAAGAUGCUUUCCUCCAGUUGUGGCGUGAGACCAAGGACACUUACAAGGCCAAUGCCCGCUGCAAUCCGAAGACGCACAAAUUGCCCAAAUUCUUCGGGAAGAUCAUGAAAAGGGAACGUAGCUGGGCAGCGAUCACAGAGCCAAACCUUCGUUGUUCAGCUGCCGCUUGGGAAUGGCUGCGCUACUACAGCUCAGAAGACCUCUCACAGUCAUUGGUGCAAAUCCAGGAUGGCCUGUUGAAUCUUCUUUGCAAGAAAGGCAUUCUCAUCCAAAAGGGAGGCGACGUUUUUCUCAUUCUUCAAAGCUACAAGUGGGCAUCAUUGGCGUGCCCUGUGGUGUGGGUGGGUGAGAACUUGCUUCAAGUGAAGCCUGGCGCAGAAAUUCAAUGGAUCUUCGUGUACAACCCUGAUGACUGGGAAGCAAUUCCUUUUACAGUUGUGUGGCGUGCUGACCUCGGCUUUGGCCUUUGCUUUCAGCGCAGUGGCAUCAUUGAACGUCUUGUCAAGUUUGCUUUGCGUUCACCAGGGAACUUUGUCCUCAAUGAUUUCCAUGUCCUUUGUGACCACUAUGGGAUUCCAAAUGGAAGCAGCCAGAAAACUCGCAUUGGUGCCCUUCAGCUACUAGCUUUCAGAUUUGGUCGGAACGAUGAGGAGUACACCAAGGAAGUUUUGGAGGCUGAGGGCAAGGGCAAGUCUUGUGGUAGCAGGCGGAAUGAAAACCAAUCUGAUUUCAUGGAAUGCUUACUGGAAAACAUGAGUUUGGAGGAGCGAGCCAAUUUCAAAGACCUCAAGCAGGAGGUUUCAUCAGCAGAACGGUAUUCCUUUGCCAAGAGGCAGCUAUGGAAUGAAUGGAAAAAAGAGAAAAAGGCAGAGAUUGAGGAACUUGAUGCACAUGACUCUGACUCUGAGCUGGUGGCACCACCAAUUCAAGGGAGCGCUGAUGAUGUGGCAGAAGCCUCACGACCUGGGAGUCCUGCUGCUGCUAGUCAUGAGCAAGAAGAAGACUUGCAACCAGCAGUAGUCGUGGCAGUGGCAGCGGCUUCAUCUGCGCCCCUGGAAGUUCAUGAACAUUCUCAGGAAAGGAUGUCUUUGCCACAGGAGUCUGAGCCUCGUCUUCAGGAGGCUGACAACUUGCAUCCAACAGCAGCUGAAGAGUCUCAAGUUGAAGAAGGUGGCCCAACAGCCGCGGGAAGCUCAAGGGACAAACCCAAAGCAUCGUCACCUGUUCGUGCACCUGUUGUUCGGGUCCAUCGGAGCCCAGCUGAGAUUCUCAACCAACUCUGCCCGCCCGGAAUGAUGCUUCGGAUGACGUACAACGACCACCGGUUCAAAGUCGAGACUGGCAGCAGAUUUCAUGAGUCCUCUUCAAAGCUGAAGGCUCCUUACAGCCAGAAGAGCUACUCAAAGUCCUUCGCUAGUGGUGCCCCUACAUGGCAAGAAGCCCUGUCAGAUGUCCACAACCAUGCAUGGACAAAGCACAACAUGAUGGUGAUCGCGGGGUACAUGGUUGGCUCUAGCGACCCUCAAUCCCCUGGAGUGAUUCCGGAGGAUGUCUUGUCCGACCUGCAACCUGAGAUUGAAAAGAUGCCUCCUCCAAAGAAGUACGGCUGA
This is a messenger RNA of Durusdinium trenchii, 3339 nucleotides long. The record is from the annotation of a GenBank genome assembly. Lineage: Eukaryota; Dinophyceae; Suessiales; Symbiodiniaceae.